Messenger RNA from Adineta steineri, 1422 nucleotides. The record is from the annotation of a GenBank genome assembly. Lineage: Eukaryota; Metazoa; Rotifera; Eurotatoria; Adinetida; Adinetidae.
AUGGCAGCAGAAAACAUUAGAGUACAAUGUUAUAUCUGUAAUAAAGGGAAUGCGACAUAUCUUUGUCGAGGAUGUUCAAAAGAUUUUUGUUUUCAACAUUUAACAGAACAUCGACAAAUGCUUCAAAGACAGUUAGAGGAAAUCAUUAAUGAUCAUGAUCAAUUUCAACAAACAAUUAUUCAUCAAAAACAUAAUCCAGACAAUUCUUCUUUAAUUCAGCAAAUUAAUCAAUGGGAAAAAAAUUCAAUUGAGAAAAUUCAACAAACAGCACAACAAUGUCGAGAAACACUGAUGAAAUUAAAACAAAAAUCGAUCAAUGAUAUGGAAAAAAAGUUUAGUGAGUUAUCUCAAAAAUUAAAACAAAUUCGUCAAGAAAAUGAAUUUAAUGAAAUUGAUUUAAAUCAUUUUCAAUUAAAAUUAACACAAAUUACAGAAGAAUUUCUUCAACCAUCAAAUAUUUCUCUUCGACAAGAUUCACAAGAAUUUAUCAAGAAAAUUUCAGUUAUUUCGUUACCCGAACAAAUUCGAACAAAAAAGAAUAAAUUUCAACAAUCUGCAAUUACUGUUGCUGGAGGAAACGGGAAAGGACAGGAAUUAAACCAACUCUAUUGUCCUAAUGGAAUCUUGAUCGAUAAUGAUAAAUCAAUUUAUAUUGCUGAUUUACUUAAUCAUCGUAUUGUCAAAUGGAACUUGAAUUCUAAUACUGGUCAAAUCAUUGCAGGUGGCAAUGGACAAGGAAAUCAAAAUAAUCAAUUGUAUUCUCCAAGAGAUAUAAUUUUUGACAAAGAAAAUAAUUCUUUUAUUAUUUCUGAUUGGAGAAACAGACGAGUACUUCGAUAUUUUGAUAAAAAUCAACAAAUUAUUAUUUUAAAUAUUAUAUGUUGGGGUCUGACAAUUGAUAAAAAUGGAUUUAUUUAUGUUUCUGAUCAUGAGAAUCAUGAAGUAAGACGAUGGAAACAACGUGAUAAAAGAGGUGAAUUGGUUGCAGGUGGAAAUGGUGAAGGAAAUCAUCUUAAUCAACUCAAUUGUCCCACUUAUAUCUUUAUUGAUGAAGAUUAUUCUCUUUAUAUAUCAGAUAAUGGGAAUCAUCGUGUGAUGAAAUGGAAAAAAGAUGCAAAACAAGGAGUUAUUAUUGCUGGUGGAAAUGGUGAAGGAAAUAGUCUCAAACAAUUGAAUCGUCCUCAGCGAGUGAUUGUUGAUCAUUUGGGCCAUAUCUAUGUGGCAGAUUCCUGGAAUCAUCGAGUAAUGCGUUGGUGUGAAGGAGAUAAAGAAGGUGAAAUUAUUGUUGGUGGAAAUAGUCAAGGAAAUGAAUCAAAUCAAUUGAGUUUUCCCAUUGGUUUAUUAUUUGAUAAUGAAGAAAACCUUUAUGUUGCUGAUUGUGACAAUCACCGAAUCCAAAAAUAUGAAAAAAUUUCAAAUUAA